AUGGAUGAAGUGAAGAUUAUUGAUAUCAAUGAUACUACAGAGCUUUCUAUCGGCGAUUCUAAACAGACAAAGAAUGAUGUUGUAGUGUUGAUCUCAUCAGAGGGUGAUGACGCGAAAUCACCGUCAAAUGAUAACUUAUAUGACAAGCUCACAAGAUCAUUUGCCGACAGUAUAAUCUCCCAGCCAGUAGAAGAUGACGAUGUAGUGCUUCUAGAGAAUAAUGCUAGUAUAAGCUUCUCUUUUGAGGUAGAGGGACGAUUCCAGAACGAUACCGCUAUUGAAUCACAAGAAGAAGAAAAAGAGGUGGAUCAUGGCGCCAAAAGCGAUAGACAAACACAGUCUCAACUAACCCAAAACUUCAAAAGGUCUCAAUCUCGGCUAUUAGAUGAUAUUGAAAAUAGUCCUGUUUCAUUAUCUUUACUUAGCGAUGACGAGGAGGAUUGUCAGCCGCCACCAUCGCGAGGACAAUUAUCGCAAAAAGUUCUAGUAACGAUUCCUCAAUCUUCGCCCAUUGGAUCACGUAUGGGCAGCUACAACUAUAAUGCGGUAACGUCUUCCCCUACUUUACGGAAAACACAGUCACAAAUACAUAAGCCAAUAAGGACGAAACCUAUAAAUGAAAGAACAGAAUCCCCAAUUUCUCCUAUAAGUGGAAAUAACAAGCUCAGACGGCCAUAUUCCGGCAGUCUACCGCUGCCAAGAACCAACUUAUAUUCAAACUCAUCGAGUAUUCGCAAAGACGCCGCCAAUGCUUCUACAGAUUUGUCUAGUGUGGCCUUAGAUCUCACCAAAUAUAUGGAUUAUAAUGAUAACUCUCGUAAAGUGAAGAAAAGACGCAAAUCACCAGAAGCAAACGGAGAAGACUCUAUGAUCAUAGAUUCGGAUGAUAGUUAUCUGGUAAAAGAUAAUGAAAGACCAUUGUUUGUCGAGAAUUCUUCUCAGAGCACACCAGUUAACUCAAAGAAACGUUCCAUUAAAUACACUGAAGAUGAUAAUUUGGACGAGGGACUAAUAAUGGUCAAUGCAAGACCGUUCUCAGAUCAGGAGUAUCAUGAAAUGACGAAGAAAUGCUUGAGUUCAUCAGAAAUGAAAAAGCUUUAUAAUGAAUGCAACAAAGUCACAAGAACAGAGGAAUCGAUAGCUAAUGAGAUGGUUUUAACUAUAAACCACAAAAUUAUGAAUCUGAUUCAAUCUAAACACAUAUCGCUAGCUGACGAUUUGAAGCCCCUAACGAUUAUUAACAACUAUGAAGAGUUCCCUAUAAUACGGUUCAAAAGGAAGUGCACAUCAAUAUACGACCAAACCCACGGUAUAUUCUAUCCAUGCGAAGAAACUAUUGCUGAUGAAUCUAUAUGUGUGCUUGUAUAUGAGGCUUUACCUUUCUUCCAUCGGUACAGGACAGACAAGAAAGGACUGUGGGACGAAAUAAGACAGUUUUCGAAGAAUGGGAUGAAAGUUAUAGUGGUGAUAUACGGACAAAACGCAUUACGGAAGAAAAUGUGUAACAUGGAAAAUCGUCAGCACGAGAACAGGGUUCUGGAGAGUUUGCCUCGAAGUGCCUCGAGCCAAACUCAGACACAAAGUCAAAGUCAAAGCCAAAGUCAAAGCCAAAGCCAAAAUGUGAACUUGAAUUUCACUCUCACUCAGAGCCAGCCAUCGAAGCCAAGGGGACGCAAACCAACCCUCGAGGCUAAAAUUAAAGAGCUAAACAUGCGUUCGAAGGAUUUAGAAAGAGUCAUAAAUGAGGUGACAAUUUAUGCAAACGUGGAUGUGUUUCCAAUAGAAAACUUGAACGAGUUUUCCAAUUGGAUGAAGAAUUUAGUGUGGGUUGUAGGUAAAAUGCGGUAUGAUGUUUCUGUCAAGUACAAAGAAUGGUCCCAUUUGAACGUGAAAAGUGGGAAAUCACCAACGGAUGUGCUUUUCAACUUCCUCAAACAGAUAGCGCAUGUUAAUGAGCCUAAAGCGAAAAGAGUUGUGUCACAUUACAAAACAUUCCAGUCACUUGCUGAUGAUAUGAAAGCCGGCUACGUUGCGCGGAGCAACGAUGACAAACCUUUGAUGUUAAAAUCUCUGGAGAGAGCAUUACACACAUUAUACACUUCGGAUAAUCCGAACGAUUUAAUAUUCACUGAUUGA
Molecule: messenger RNA, 2136 nt
Organism: Kluyveromyces marxianus DMKU3-1042
Lineage: Eukaryota; Fungi; Ascomycota; Saccharomycetes; Saccharomycetales; Saccharomycetaceae
Gene: MMS4
Product: Mms4p
Exons: 1
Coding region: 1-2136 (711 amino acids)
Molecular function (GO): DNA binding; nuclease activity
Source: RefSeq, a predicted model, not a curated record